Messenger RNA from Topomyia yanbarensis, 2790 nucleotides. Its product is annotated as galactosylgalactosylxylosylprotein 3-beta-glucuronosyltransferase S. Gene Ontology annotation, molecular function: galactosylgalactosylxylosylprotein 3-beta-glucuronosyltransferase activity. The coding region runs from base 524 to 1624 and encodes 366 amino acids. Lineage: Eukaryota; Metazoa; Arthropoda; Insecta; Diptera; Culicidae. Gene Ontology annotation, biological process: carbohydrate metabolic process; chondroitin sulfate proteoglycan biosynthetic process. The record is from RefSeq and is a predicted model, not a curated record. The transcript is spliced from 5 exons. Gene Ontology annotation, cellular component: Golgi membrane.
UUGUUGAUGCGCUUGAUUCAUUCACAAACUACUAACGCACAGCAGUGGAGCUUGCGACGAGCACAGCAUAAUUUGGCAGACUGGUCUACCUGUCAAGAGGAGAAAGAAAAAAAGAUGUGUAAAUAUUUUUUCGCUGCUUUGUUUCGAAAGAGAAAAGCUUCGGUCGCCGUCGCGGUUUAUGCAGUGUGUUUAGUUAUACAACAUUGAUAUAAGCAUACAGGCUCGAUUUAAUUACAAAUCCUCAACAGAAUUGCUCGAUUGCUUUAAUUAGUAAAGUGUGCCAAAUUCGCGAUUAGCUGUACGAAGCGCCCAGCCGGUGUGACUUUUUCGAGAGUGAAAUUUAAUUUAUUGAAAGUUACGUUCUUUCGAAACGGCGAUUGCCUAAAAUCUCGAGAAUUUUUAUAUCGCAAAUAGUGUUUCAUUCGGUGAUUUAAAAUGUGUUGACUAGGUGAAGAAAAGUUUCGGUCAAAUAAUCAUCGUGUGAUAUUUAUAUCGCUUAAAGUAUUGCAACAGGAUACCAGGAAUGCUGGUGAGGAUGUUCUAUUCGUCUUGCCGCAAUAUGACCCGAGCAAAGAAUUUUGCUUUGCUGGUGUUAUGUCUGCUAAUAGCUGGUAUUUUAGUAUUUAAUACCUCCUCCGUCUCUUCGGACGAUACAAAUAAAGAAUACUCAAUGGUUCCGGAAAACGACACCAUGGUGGUGUGCUUCGAAAGUUUCGCAGAUACCCGCAGACAGAUGUUCUACGGCAUCGAAAGCGAGAAUAUUUUGAAUUCGGGUCCGGAAUCCAUCAUCUAUUUCGUUACACCGACCUAUCCACGACGAGAGCAGGCUGCUGAAAUUACCCGCCUUGGCCAAACGCUGAUGCAUGUUCCUCAUCUGCACUGGAUUGUGGCCGAUGAUACAGACAACUGCAAUCAAUUCCUCAAUCAACUGCUGAAGAAAUUCGGUAUACCUUACACGCACAUCGCCAGUCCAAUGCCAGAGUUUUAUCGCACAAAAAAGCUGGUCCCGAGAGGUGUUGCUAACCGACGUGCCGCGCUUUCGUGGAUACGUAACAAUAACAAGAAGACAGGUGUGCUCUAUUUUGGUGACGAUGAUAACACAUUCGACCUGAAACUUUUUAGUGAGAUACGAAGCACAAAGAAAGUGUCAAUGUUCCCGGUAGGAUUGAUCGGGGAUUAUGCCGUCAGUACACCAAUAGUGAAGAAUGGUAUGGUGCAGGGGUUUUUCGAUUCCUGGCCAGCAAAACGAAAGUGGCCCGUAGAUAUGGCUGGCUUCGCUGUAAGUUUAGACUACAUGGCUCGUAGUUCCAACGUGACAAUGCCAUACAAGGCAGGCUACGAAGAGGAUGAAUUUCUGAAAAGUAUCGGACUGAAAAUGCAAGAUAUCGAACCAAAAGCAAACAAUUGCACCGAAAUUCUCGUGUGGCACACGCAAACCAAGAAUAACAAACCGCCAAAGAUACGGAUCAGCAGCGGGGCGCUACAGAAUGAUAAAAUAAACUUAGGGGUACUUCUCAAACAGCUCGAGACGAUGGGAGUGAGCCAUAUCAGCCAGACUGAAGGCACAGCGGCGCAAAUAACAAAAGAUGGUAAAUCCAAAUCACUACUUUCGUGGUUCAGCUAAUUUAUCUUAUCUCAUCAAAACUUUGAACUACAAUGAUAUUGUUGCUACAAACCGCAACGAUGUUCGCGGCUGGCACAUAUAAUGUGAAUGGCGUCGGAUCAGAGCGAGUAAACCCACUUCUGGUUACAGUGACUCCUAAUGAAACCAGUUAGUUUAGUAUAGUCCAUCAUGUCGCACACAAUCACAGCAACAUAAGCUUACCAAUCAUCGACAGGGUAGUGGAAGGAAGAAUGAAAAACGCACUUUUUGAGAUUAUCACACAGAUCCGUUUGCGAACGACUAAAUGAUAGAUGAAAGACAUUCUAAGAUAAGUAUUAGAUCAUUAAAUUGUUUUAUUGACGGUUUGGAUUAUACUACGAUUGAAAGAAAAAACUUAAUUGAAAUGCUUUGUAUCUAGUUUCUAAUGAAAAUGCAGCACAAUUACAAGUUAUCUUCGACUUAAAUAGCUAGAUCGAAAGGUAGAAAGACAAAGGAGAAAGAGCCAUGCCAGCAUAUGUGUAACAGGGACAACCACUUGGUAUUGAAAACACUUCCACGUGUAAGAUUAUAGUUUUCAUUUAAUUCGCUGUGAUAUUAGUUUAGAUUUACCAGUACGUCCAAUUGAAUUUCGUUUAUUUGAAUUGAUAGAAUCAAUUAGUUUUGCUUUAGUUUGAUGUGACGUUUUAGUGUGAAUAUAAUAGUGGAAAUCAAUUUUCAUCCACUGACAAUAUAAUUAAUCAUCAUAAUGGUUACCUGAAACAAUCACCACUACACAAAGCUUCGUAGAGUGAAUGAUAAAUUAGUAAGCAUUACAACUAAACCGUUUUGCUAUUAUUCAGUCUGCCAGCCUCCAAACGAUUAGUUUCUGUGCCCACAAAAAAUUGACUUUGCGUAAAUGAUCAGAAAUUGGAACGAAACGGUUUCUUUAAUUGGUGCCAAUCAAGCAUGCAAAAUAUACGCUUUCUCUUGAAUCUACUCGUUAGGUUUAAUUAUUCACUGAAAGCAAGUAUGCUCUAUCAUUUGUAACACUUUGCUUAUUAGACGUUCAAUUCAAUGUCUCGAUCAAUCAUGAUAUUAUUCUGUGAACCUAGGUUUGUGCAUAGUUUUAUAAAGCAAAUAGAUCUGUUUCUUAGUAUAGAUACUAUCAAAUAAAACACGAAAGAAUAAAAUACAAAUGAAAUUACGAA